AUGCAGGCUCCCUCCAUGACCAACCAGAGGGGCGCGUCCUGCGUGGUCACGGCUUGGCAGAAGGAGGUGCCGAUCGAGCAGAAGAAGGCCGCUCUACUUGCCCUGGCUCCAGAGCCUUGGAGUUCUCUAACUUACAAGGUGUCGUCCGUGUCCGUGACAGUCGGACAGCCGCUUCCCUUGAUUGAGCUAGAAGCCCCCGCGGCACAAGGGCUGCUGGCUCCGACGGUCUUUCAUGUCGCUUGCUCCGCAGCAAACCGAGAUGACCCUUCAGAGGUGCUGCAGUACCAUUUUGAUACCCUCCUGAGCGUGGGCAUCCUGGAAGGUCACCCAGUGCUGGAAGUAGCACCAGAUGGCUCGAUCGCCAUCUCCCCGGACACCCGAUUGUCUGGGACAUUCGAUGCAAUGAGCACCACCAGCGCGUCGAGAACUACCAUUCAUCUGGCCUGCAAGGUAUGGGGUGGCUUUGUCUUGACAUCAAUCGAGCCGAUAGUGACCGAUCUCACCAUCGAGAUUUUGGACGAUGUCUGUUGGGUCGAGAAGGCGUCCACCUUCCGGUCCUACGAUCCAGAGGAGGGGGCAGCCAAGCCAUUCGUCUUGACGACUUCCCAAGUGCCCGUCCAGAACGGAGCCGGACACACGUACCAGCUGGAGGAUCAGGUCGUCACCGUAACCUUCAAGCAUGACGUGGUUCUGGGUCCUGAGACACGCUCCAGAUAUGUCAGAGCCGGGAUGCCACAAGAUGCCCAGCUGCGACCGGACAUGACUAACACCGGCUUUAGCACAUACGACCCCGAGGCUCCCUACACACCAGGUUUCAUUUGUAGGUGGGACAGUGGCAACGACAACGUCAUCUGGUUCAAGUACGAAGCCGUUCGCGGCAGCAGUUAUGUGUGGAUCGAGGACCUCGUCACGGUGACCAUCCCAGCCGGCACAACCUGUAAAUACCCUGUUGCGACAGCUACCCCACCAAGAAAUCAGGUGACGGAAGUCGACUGCCGAGCGACGUGCCGAGCCCGAGGGAAUUGUGCCUUCUACUCGUGGACCGAAGGAGAUGGAUGCAAGUUUCAUUGGCAACACGAAGCGGGUUCAGGAAUGACUGUCGUUGGCAAGAUCCCGGGCUGUGCAGCAGAGUCGACUUGCAUGGAGGUGUCGGGAGCAGCCUGGCACAUGUCCGGGCUCUACUGUCCGGCCGGCACGGACGUUUUUCGGGGUGUAUUGUACCGCAAGGAUGGCCCGACACCGGAGGAGACGCUCCACCUGGCCAAGUACCACCACAACUCCGAUGGCGCGCUGGAUGGUUGCUCUGUCGGCGACUGGAUCUUUCGCAAAGUUGAUCCGACUAAGGACUACAUCGAUACACUCUCUUCCGGCUCUUCAGAAUUGCAUGGAGAGGUGCUGGCGUGCAGCUCUGGAGUGCGCUUCGUGACGGUAGAGGGCUCCUGCGAAUCCAGGAUGAAUGGCGAGUACAUCUUCCAGGGCCUCACCCAGCCCGGCAGACCCUACUACAAGCAAAACGGAGGCAGCAAAUGGCUCUUCCACGACCCAAAGUGCAAGUCAGGGAAGUCGCCGCGGUGGAUAAUCGGCGCCGUUCCACCAUCCACCUCCAGAAGCUCUAGCCUAAGGUCAGAUGGAAAAGGAUGCACUUCUUUCGGAUAUUCGGAUUCCGAUGAGGCGCUGCCGAGAGAGGAUGGAAUUUGGAUAAUGUAUUGCGGCGAAAGGUUCAAGAUGGACAAAGGCGUCAGUCUGGAGGUGUCCAGCACUCACAUCAGCUUGGCAGCCUUGCCAUGCUCUAGGCCCAUCAAUCUCACGGACACGGAUAAGGACAGCGCUCUGGUCUUCGAUGACCCAGGCACAGAGGAAGCUGCAGACUACUUUCUGCACCCUUGUGACUGUAUACCCGAUGGUUGGGACGGGGCACCUGUGAGCGAGGAGGCUUUGGACUCGGUGCCGAGCGGAAGCGGCAACAUAUUCCUCCCCCGGCCUCUGGCUCUCACCACAGGUGAUCUAGUUUGCCCUGGGGAGCAGCUACUCGUUGUCCACUUCCAAACGCAAACGGAGAGCAUGGAGAGUGCCGACUGUGAAUCUCGCUGCAAGGCAUGGGGCCCGUCGCAGCCUUGCACAUUUUUCUGGCAUGGCUUGCAGCAUGGCGCGAUGACCUGCAGGCUCUACGGUUCAUGUCCUUACCUUGUCACGGAGUUUGGUCUUGAGGGACAGCUGGUGGCGCUGCCAAGUGAGGAGAGCUGCCAUGUGGCCGAUCCCGAGGCCUGCUUUGCCUCAACUCUUCGCCGCGCCUACUUGGACCCCACAACAUCGAUGGCAUCCGACUCUUUGGAGUUCAGGUACAAGGAUCUUCACUUGCAGUGUGACCUCAUGCUACUGCUCGGUGGCCAGAUUGAGUCCUGCUCGCGGCCCACCUACCGGGACCCAAGGUCUCACGAGUGGGCGCACAAGCAUCAGCUGCCUCGAAGCUUUGCACAUGGACGGCGGCUCGAGGCCUCUUGCUGGCACGAGCGCUACUCAGCCGCCUGGAGAAGCACAACGUCCUCCUCUUCUUCCAAGAACACCCUCAUCUGCAUGAAUGGACAGUGGCUCGACAGCUUUUCCAAACCUAACUUGGGAGACUUUGGCUGCCAUGCGUGCCUGCAGAUCGGCUUCUCGGGCUACAAGCAGGUCGCAAGGAAGAACAUGCAGGAACUGUGGUUUGUAGGCCGACAUCACAUGGCUUUGUUCACAGAGAUUGCAAGCCCUGGCCGUUCGGAGAUUAACUGUUUGGAGUCCCGAGGGAGCGAGUUUGAGCCACGGAAGGGACGAUGGGUCCUCGGUGCGAAAAGCCAAUCCUGCAACAGCGCCUGCCAAGAUGAACCCGGCGUGGGCGAAUGCAUGCCGGAGGAGAUGGCAAAGAUCGACUCCGCCGAGAACUUCAAUGCCGCGCUGCAGACCUUGGGUCUUAAAUGCGAACCAGGCGGUGGUCCAAGGGACUAUGCUGGGGUACCGUUUGUAGACUACGCUGGCAGAUGCUACUACUGGGAGAAUCCCGGGGUUCUCCCCAGUUGCGGCGACAACGCGUUCAACAGCCCCCAAGAACCUCUCUGCUACUGCCGGGUGCGCUCCUGCACUGCGACCGUUCGAGUCGAGUCAACCAGUCUUGGCUCUGGCAGAAGCCAGGUGCAGAGCCUAGAGAGGCCUGGAUUUUGCCUUGAGCAGACCACGAGGAACGACCUGGCCAUACCGGAGCUCCGCGCUUGCAAUGCCGGGACGCCCGCACAGCAGAUUGCCAUGGCGGAUUUGGGGGCAAUGGUUUGGCGCCUUUACAGCAUCCAACAUGCCACCAGCCUGGAUGGGGCGUCUGGGGGCCCCGAGCAAAGCCUAAGUUGCGUGGGCAGCGGGGCAGUCGGGCGCAUCCCGAUGAGGCAGCUCUUCGGGUGGACUGGGGCGCGCGUGGCCGUGUGCCACUUUGCCCCGGUCAGUGAGGAGAUUAGCCCCUUUGUGACGGUAGAGGGCUCCUGCCGCUCCGUUGUGAAUGGCAAAUACAUCUUCCAGGGCCUCACCCAGCCCGGCAGACCCUACUACAAGCGGGAGGGUAGUAAUACUUUUCUCUUCCACGACCCAGCAUGCGAACCCGGCGCAGCUCCAUCAUGGAGGUUCACCGGAUUUCGACCAUCUACUUCCAAGAGCUCUGACCUAGAUGGACGAGGCUGUUCAUCCACGGCCUUUGUGGUGGAUGACGGCGCACUGCCGCCCACUGGGGCCGUCUGGAGGAGUUCGUGUAACUUAGAGUGGGUAGAAAGCCAACUCACGUGGACGUUUGCAGGUACCGUUGAUCUGGGAGACACUGAAUCUUGGGCGGCCAGGCUGGCAGAUACACCCGUGGCAUGUGGUCUUGGCCAAGCAAUCACGUCCAUGACGGUGACCGGGGAAGCCGGCUCGACUCAGAGUCUGCAGUACACUUGCGGCCGUGUGUCUGGACUAGGCGUUUGCACCGAGCAGUUCCCGCCGCAGCGGCACGUGGAAGACUGGAGCAUCCAGUCGGUGCUGGGCCCUGUGGUGCUGGAAUGCCCUGCGGACUCCCUUUUCAGCGGCUUCGAGUUCGAGUUCAGCGAAGGUGGGAGAUGGGCGCGGUUCCGGUACACUUGUUGCCAAGCAGCUGGCGCGCCCGUGGCCGUGCUGAACCGAGGCGCGCUCCGGCCCAGAGAAGAUACGGAUGGGCUGUACUGCCCUGUCGCCUGGGACGCUGGCCGUUUGCGGUACCAGAAGCAGGUGCGCUCUGAGGGAUGGAUUUUAGCUCCUUUACACUGGAGCUGCGACGACACCUGCGGGGAUGCCGGCUUGCAGUGCAAACCAAGCAAGAUAGCUCUUGUGAACUCAGGGACGCAGGUAGAGAAAGUGAUGAAAGACAUAGGCAUCCGGUGCGCUUCAACUUCAACGGACUCCAAUUCAGUUCCGCUUCUUGAGCCUGAUGGACUGGCUUGCAGUUUUUGGAGCCAAACAGGAAACCCGACGUGCCAAGGGGUGCAGUUUCCAGAUCGGCAGCGUCCUCUGUGCUACUGCGCUCAAGAGCCGGUGCCGCUCCAGAUGCUUUCCUUCCACCUCGGGGAGGGCCGAUGGUGCCUGGGCCAGGACUGCGUGCAAGUGGAUCUGGAAGACAGCUUGCUCCCGAUCGGGCUUUCUGGUAACAGCUGGGAUGCUGUGGCAGUGCAGGACCUAAUCGGCACUGGGCCGGCACGGGAGGAAGCUAAAGCCAAGCUUACCAAGCCGAGAUCGAUCAAGAACCCCAAGCGCCCUACGGCGCCGAAGCAGCCUGACAUCGAAGGCUUUGUGCCCCAGCAGCCACUGUACUCCAAGGAAUGUAUGGACUACGGCGAGCUCUGGGAAAAGAUCACGGAAACCUACACCGAGAUUUCUGCGGAUGCUCCGGAAACUCACGAAAACAAGCUGCCCACGGAGGCUGAAGAUCAGCCGGGCAAGCUCGACGACCAUCCCUGUACCGUUGCCAGCAAAGUCACGGGGGUUUCGGGUGAAGCAGGCGGUGGGGACGGCAGUGACGUCGGCCCAUACCUGAGCUAUGUCGACCUCGACGGCUGCGCAGCCCGGGUCAUCAACCGGGGACUCAAAACCGCACUGCUGGAGCUGUCGCAGGCAAAUCUUGAGAAGUUUUUCGACACCGUGCAGACGGGAAUCGAUGUGGCCACUGCGGUCAUCCCUAACAUGAUAGCAGCGCCCGUUGGAGUUGGUGCAGAGUUUGAGGCUGGGGGGGCUGCCAAGGCCGCGGCAACCGCUGCGAAGAAAGUGACCAAGAGGAUCAGCGAGGCUCAGGCCGCAAAAGCGCUGACGGCACUGGCGGCGGCCGGAGGUGCAGCUGCAGGUGCGAGCAACAUCGCAUCCGCGGGCUACAGCGGUGGCCUGUUCAACAUAGAGGAGGAGGAUUUCAACGACUGUGAUCCCAUGCAAGCGGAGGUCGACCGGCUCUUCUGCGACAUUCAUUGCGUUCGGGAUGCCGUCAUUCGAGGCGACCGCACCAUCAUCCGGAACUUGAAAGCCGCCACGGAUGUCACCAAUGGCAACAUGAAGAAGCUGGCCGAAUGGAGCGUGCUGUCAAAUAGAGCCGAGACCGGAUGGCUCGCUGAGAAGAUCGACACGACUGAUGAACGACUCAGCCUGCAGAUUCAACAUCUUCAAGACUCCGUAGACGGAACGACCCUCCUUGAAGCCAAGCAGGCCAGCGGGGAGAUGCUCUUGGAGAUCGCUGGCUUUGCUCAGGCUGCGUCCUUCAAUGUCUUGUCCCGUGCGACCGCGAAGGAUGCCCUGGAGCGCUUCCUGGCAGCCGACGCAGGCGACGCGGGCCCGAGCGCGGCGACGGGCUCGGCGAGCUCCUUCCAAACGAACGCCAGCCGAGUGGCAAGCGGCGUUCUGCAAAGCCUGGCGGAUCUGCGGGGGACGCUGCGCAGCGCCUCCGGCCCCGGCGCAUCCAGGCUCGCCAUGCUGGGUGCCCAGUUCCGAAGGGACGCUGGCAGGAUGCACCAGCUGGCAAAAAGACAGAUGCAAGUGCUCGGGAUGUACAGAGACCAUAGCAACAUCACACGAAAGAAAGUGCAGACGUGGCGCCAGGAGGUCCUUCUUCAGGAGCAGCACGCCGCGCUCUUCACCGUGGAUCGCAUUUGGUGGGAGCUCCGAGGUAAGUUGGACGAGUACAUGGAGACGGCGACCGUGCAGGUGGCGGCCCUGGAGACAUCUUUGGCUACAAUGGCCUCCUAUGAGCAUUGUGCUUCGAGUCUGCAUGAAGUGCAGCAAUCCUACGCCGCCAGCCUGGUCGCCCGGGACCGGGGCCACAGCAAACUGAGGGCGGCAUGGCGCGAGUCGAGCCGUUUGUUGGGAGAGUUGGCCUCCGUCGUCGUGGACGGCGAUGUUUUCCAGACCUUUGUUAAAUCCGAAGGCUGUGAUUCCGCAUUGGCCGCGCAGACCAUGCAGCAGGCCAAGUAUGCCGUGGGCAGCAUGAAGCUGCUCCUCCACCGCUUUGAGGUCGGAGGCCUGACGCUUCCGGACACCAGCGCUGUGCAGGACUCUGCCAAGCGCCUCCAGGAGAGCUUCGAGAAGGCCACAGCCUGCUGA
This is a messenger RNA of Symbiodinium sp. CCMP2592, 6606 nucleotides long. Lineage: Eukaryota; Dinophyceae; Suessiales; Symbiodiniaceae. The record is from the annotation of a GenBank genome assembly.